CGCCGCCGGUUAGUGCAGCCCGGGCCCGCCGCCGGCAUGUACACGGCCGAGGUGGACGCGCACGUAGCCCAGCGGUACCUGCUGAAGCGGCGGCUCGGGAAGGGGGCCUAUGGAAUUGUGUGGAAGGCGGUGGAUCGGAGGACUGGCGAGGUCGUGGCCAUCAAGAAAAUCUUUGAUGCCUUUAGGGAUAAGACGGAUGCCCAGAGAACGUUCCGGGAAGUCAUGCUGCUCCAGGAAUUUGGGGACCAUCCAAACAUCAUUAGGCUCUUGGAUGUGAUCCGGGCGGAGAAUGACAGGGACAUAUACCUGGUGUUUGAGUUUAUGGACACGGACCUGAGCGCCGUCAUCUGCAGGGGCGCGCUGCUGAAGGACGUGCACAAGCGCUACAUCUUCUACCAGCUGCUGCGGGCCGCCAAGUUCAUCCACUCGGGCCGCGUCAUCCACCGAGACCAGAAGCCCUCCAACGUCCUCCUGGACGCCAACUGCCUGGUGAAGGUCUGCGACUUUGGCCUCGCCCGCUCCCUGGGCGGCCUCCCCGAGUGCCCCGAGGGCCAGGCCCUGACGGAGUACGUGGCCACGCGCUGGUACCGGGCUCCGGAGGUGCUGCUGUCCUCCAGCUGGUACACGCCGGGGGUGGACAUGUGGAGCCUGGGCUGCAUCCUGGGAGAGAUGCUCCGGGGGAAGCCGCUGUUCCCCGGCACGUCCACCCUCCACCAGCUGGAGCUGAUCCUGCAGACCAUCCCGCCACCGGCCCAGGAGGACCUACUGGCUCUCGGCUCAGGCUACGGAGCCUCAAUCCUGCAGCACCUGGCGGCCGGGCCCAGGCAGGCGCUGGACGCCCUCCUGCCCCCGGACACGCCCCCUGAGGCCCUGGACCUCCUGCAGCGACUCCUGGUGUUCGCCCCUAACAAGCGGCUGAGCGCGGCCCAGGCCCUGCAGCACCCCUACGUGCAGAGGUUCCACUGCCCGGCCCGCGAGUGGGCGCUGGAGGCGGAGGUGCGGCUCCCGGUGCACGAAGGAGUCCAGCUCACGGCCCCCGAGUACCGCAGCCGCCUCUACCAGAUGAUCCUGGAGCGCAGGGGCGGCAGCCGCCCCCCGAGAGAGAAGGGCCAGGGGGACGCCCAGGUGCAGGCCCCGGGGGCGGAGCUCGGCGCCUCCCGGCCCCAGGCGCGCGCGCUCCAACUCAUAGCCGCGCCCCCGCCGCCCGUGCAGGACCGCGGGCACAGGCCGAAGAGCAGCCCCGCGCACGACGCCCCCGGCGGAGUCAAGAGCGUCCCCAGGCAGAACUCGGCGCCCCCGCUCCUGCCGGCGCCCCCGCUCCUGCCGGCGCCCCCGCUCCAGCCGGAACCCCCUCUCCAGCCGGCGCCCUCGCUCCAGCCUCCGCCCCCGAGAGGCCGGGGGAACGGGGAAAGGCCCCUCGGGGCGACGGCGGAGCCCCCCUCGUGGGCGAAGCCCCGCGCCCAGGCAGCGCCCUCGCUGGCCUCACAGGCCGCCGCGCAGGUGGCCGUCCAGGCUCUGAUCCGGAACAACCGGGACCCUGGCCCAGGGGCCGGCGCGCGACGGGUCCCUCUGGGGCGUCCCGGGGAGGCCCGGCCGGGCCGGAGGAUGUUCAGCGCCUCGGCCUCGCAGGGGGCCCAGGGGGCCGCGCGGGCUGCGCUGGGGGGCUACUCCCAGGCCUACGGCACCGUCAGCCACUCGGCGCUGGGCCGCCUGCCCCUGCUCCCCGGACUCGGCCACAGGGCCACGGCGUGUGAGCCUCGCUCCCCGCCCGCGCCCCCACCCCGCGCCCCUCCCUAG
Molecule: messenger RNA, 1797 nt
Organism: Myotis myotis
Lineage: Eukaryota; Metazoa; Chordata; Mammalia; Chiroptera; Vespertilionidae
Gene: MAPK15
Product: mitogen-activated protein kinase 15
Exons: 14
Coding region: 37-1797 (586 amino acids)
Biological process (GO): protein phosphorylation; intracellular signal transduction
Cellular component (GO): nucleus; cytoplasm
Molecular function (GO): ATP binding; MAP kinase activity
Source: RefSeq, a predicted model, not a curated record